Messenger RNA from Microplitis mediator, 2162 nucleotides. RefSeq names its product POC1 centriolar protein homolog A (gene Poc1). The coding region runs from base 347 to 1414 and encodes 355 amino acids. Gene Ontology annotation, molecular function: protein binding. Gene Ontology annotation, biological process: cilium assembly. NCBI's taxonomy places the organism in Eukaryota, Metazoa, Arthropoda, Insecta, Hymenoptera, Braconidae. Gene Ontology annotation, cellular component: centriole; ciliary basal body. The transcript is spliced from 4 exons. The record is from RefSeq and is a predicted model, not a curated record.
UGCAUGUGCAGAUAUAGAUGCGCAAUUUUUCUGCGCACACGUGAAGGAUCUUUCUCGUGGUCACUGAUUCAAACAAAUACAUAAAAAUAUACAACACCAACUGUCACGUUUGUUAUUAAAUUCAAUUGACUUUGCUUAUAAUUGUCUAAAGAUAAAGUCUAUAAAUUAAAAAAAGUACAAAAAAAUAAAAUAAAUUUAAAGAAGCUUUUGUUACAACAAUUUGAAACCAGCGACUAACGAUAGUUUUUUAUUUUAAUUUUACAUUAUCCAGAAAAAAGUGAGGUUAUAAUAAAAUUGAGUUUUUGGCGGGAUAUUAAAAUAUCAAAUUUUUAAAAAAUAAAAAAAAAUGUUGGACACGGAGUGUGAUCCUGCGAUCGUUAAAAAUUAUUUGGGACACAAGAAAGACAUCACCAGUGUCAAGUUCCACCCUGAGCACCACAAGGUGGCCACCAGCAGUCUGGACAAAUCGUUCAUAAUUUUCGAUUUUGAAAGCUCAUCUCGGUGCAAUCGUUACCUUGGUCACACCGAUGCCAUCAAUGACAUAGAUUAUACUCCUUCUGGUGAAUUGGUAGCCACUGCCUCCAAAGACAGAACUGUCAGAAUAUGGGUACCCAAAGUUCGUGGUCAGUCGUUGGAUUUCAGAGCUCACAGCAGUUCUGUCCGUUCUGUUCAAUUCAGUGCUGAUGGAAAAGAGCUGAUAACAGCAUCCCAUGACAAGGUCGUCAAGCUGUGGAAGAUUCAUCAGCGCAGGUUUUUAACAUCCUACAUCGGUCAUACGCACUGGGUUAAUUCUGCCAGAUUUUCACCAGACAACCGUUUGAUUGUCUCGUGCAGCGAAGACAAAACAAUUAAAAUAUGGGAUGUAGCCAGCGGGCAGUGCAUCAGAACGAUCAAUGAACUCAAAGCGCCUCCAUCGUACGUUGAAUUUCAUCCUUCUGGUGGAGCUAUUGGCUCUGGCAAUGCUGACGGGUCUGUAAAAAUUUAUGAACUACGCACUGGGUCACUGCAUCAGUACUAUGCAGCACACACUGAUGCUGUCAAUAAAAUAUCUUUUCAUCCUAAUGGUAAUUUUAUGCUGACUGCUUCCGAAGAUUCAACGAUGAAGAUUCUGGACAUACUGGAAGGAAGACCAAUCUACACAUUAAAGGGACACACGGGCGGUGUUUCUGCAGUGACGUUUUCACCAACUGGCGAAUACUUUGCAUCCGGUGGACGCGACAACGAGCUACUAGUAUGGGAAUCAAAUCUUGAGCAUCACGAAACUCAAAGAUCUCCGAGGAAAAUGACUUCGAAAGACACUCUGGAGAUUGAAAAAGAAUUAAAGUCUUUGCAGUUCGGUGACGAGACUGAAGGAUCUGAUGACUUGAAGACGACAGACAAAAAUAAUAUUAGCGCUGAGUUGUUGGUGAGUUAAUUUGUUAUUACAACCAACGUUAUUUCAUACAAUCACUGGGAAGUGUCGAACAAUGGACUCAUAACACAAAAAAAUUCUUCAGUUCAGCAACACGUCGACGUUAAAUAAAAUCAUUAAUUUACUCAGGCCAAAAUUUCAUGACAAAGAUAAUUAUUAUCCAAGCUAGUGAUUAAUGAUCUUGACUAUUCUGAUACUAAAAAUAGCAGGCACCCAAGUUCGUACUUAGAGUAAAAAAUUUAUACAUUUAAAAUAUGAAUGUUAAAUUUUUUGCAUGCAUUUAAAUAUUUUUCUAUUGAUAUUUAAUUCGUUUAUUUAAAAAUAUGAAAUUACCGGAAGUCAGAUAUUUUCAAUAUCAUUUUAUUUUAAUAACUGAAAUAAUCGAAGCUUCAUAUAUUCAAAUUUGUUUUAUUUAUUUAAAUCAUUUGAUCGAAUUUAUUUUUUUGUACAUUUAAAAAUUUUGAUUACAGAAGCCGCGAAUUUGAAUUUAUUUAAAAUUAAUAAGUUUUAUAAGUAAUUAACAGUAGAAAUAAGUCUUGUAUUUUAAAAAUUGCAGUUGCAGUCAGUGUUGAUUAUAAUACUUGAAUAUUUUUAAGAUAGAAUACUUGAUGUAUGUGUAGUUAUAUAAAUAUAUGUCUCAGCUUUAUAAGUUAUUAAAAUGCAUUUUUUAAAUUGUGAGACAGUCGUUAUUUUUAAUAAGAAAUGUAUGAUAGUAAUUAUUUAUCAAUUAAUAAAAAUAAUUAAUUUUUUA